Messenger RNA from Glycine soja, 1322 nucleotides. RefSeq names its product Holliday junction resolvase MOC1, chloroplastic-like. Bases 198 to 1070 code for a protein of 290 amino acids. NCBI's taxonomy places the organism in Eukaryota, Viridiplantae, Streptophyta, Magnoliopsida, Fabales, Fabaceae. Gene Ontology annotation, molecular function: crossover junction DNA endonuclease activity. The transcript is spliced from 6 exons. The record is from RefSeq and is a predicted model, not a curated record.
AUUAUUACGUGGGAAUAAACCCAAUCCUCCCUUAUCAUUUUCUUUCAACCAUAACAAACAUUUAAAGGCAUAACGUCUUGAUCGACAAAUGCAAUAAAAAGGGAAAAUAUAUUAAUUUGAUUUUGUUUAGGUCCGUUUCUUCCCUCCCUUCUAUCUCUUAACCCAUUCAUUCAUUCUGUAUGUGAGUUUUUUUUUUCAUGGAAUCUCUACAUUUCACACCACAGUUCCGUCAACUCCAAUUCCAUUUCAUGAACAAACGAUUUCCCAAACUCAAAUUCACAAUUUCCUCCAUUCACUUCAGGGCCUUUUGUGCUUCUUCUUCUUCUACUACUACUACCCUCACCCAAACCCAGAAUCUGAGUGACCCUCAAAUCAUAGUCCCUGGCAAAAAGCGUAGGGUCAAGGCUUCUGAUACUCAAUUCAAAGAGAAUUGGUUGGCUUCACUCUCUAACCCUUUUCCAGAAAAAACACAUCUUUUGAAUGGAGAGCAUGAACCGACCCACCAAAAUGACGGCUCCAAAUGGGUCCUUGGAAUUGACCCAGAUGUCUCUGGCGCUGUUGCACUGUUGAAAACACACGGUUCUGUUUGUUCGGCUCAGGUAUUUGACUCUCCUCAUGUCAAAAUACUUGUUGGCAAGAACAAGACAACCCGAAGACGCUUAGAUGCCAAGUCUGUUGUUGAGUUGGUUUGUGGUUUUCGUGCUCCAAUUGGAACCACUGCGUAUAUAGAGCAGUCACUCCCUUAUCCACAAGAUGGGAAGCAGGGCUGGUGGAGUGGAGGAUUUGGGUAUGGGCUGUGGAUUGGCAUCUUAGUUGCUUCAGGGUUUUCUGUUAUUCCAGUGCCAUCUUUUACUUGGAAAGCAAAAUUCAAACUCUCUGGAAACGGGACUACAAAGGAUGAUAGCAGGAGACUUGCGUCCACAUUAUUUCCUUCAAUGACUUCCAUGUUAAGUAGGAAAAAAGAUCAUGGAAGGGCAGAAGCUUUACUAAUUGCAGCAUAUGGACAAGACCAAAACAAAUUCUUGGAACCUUCUUGUUGUGACACUAUCCUCGAAAAUUUAGAAAAUUGAAAAAUGGUAUAUUUAAGAGCUUCAGCCCCUCUUUCUAUCUCUCUCUUCUCCCUUCUCUUUCCAUGUAAUUUGGCUACCAUUUGUAAUUGUUCUAAAUAGUAAAUGGUGUUGUAAACUUUAUUUUAGUUAUUUUUUGGUAAGAGUUAAAUUUCGGGUGGGGGAGGUAACAUCGUCCAAGGCAAGGGUGUCCGGACUCAGAAUGCUCAAGGGUUAAUUUAUUUCAAUGCUAAUAUUUUUUUCUUCAAAAAUUAA